AUGGCGCCCCCACCAAAGAAAAAUGAUGCCAUCAUCAUCGUUGGCGCAGGCAUCUUCGGACUAAGCACCGCGGUGCACCUCUCCCGCCGCGGCUACACAAACGUGACAGUCUUUGAUAAACAGCCAUACCACAAGUCACUGUACUCAUAUUUCAACGGCCGUUCAGAUAUGAACAAAAUCAUCCGCUCAGCAUACGGAUCUCAAACAGAGUACCAAGGCCUUACAAUUGAAGCUCUUGAGGGCUGGAACGCGUGGAACGAAGAGUUAGUCACGGGAAAGACUCUCCCACCCGGCCUCAAAACCACAGACCGAGUGUUCGUCAACAAUGGCAACCUCUCCGCUUCAGACUCGGCAUCUCUGCCUCAAUUCGAGCAAGACACCGUCGACAACAUGGAAGCAGCAGGUCACAAGAACACCCAACUCAUCACAAUCUCCCCCGCCCACCAAAAGAUCGCCGAAGAAAAGGGCUUCGCCUUCGGCAUGGACCCCUUCCGCCGCCUCAAACGUGGCAUGAAGGCAGCCGGCGUCCUCGACACCACCGGAGGCAUGGCCGUAGCCGACAAAGCCUGCCGCUUCGCCCUCCACAAGGCCGCCUCUCAGGGCGUCAACCUCAUCCUCGACCCUGAAGCCGGCGCGCUGGAGUCUCUCGUCUAUGCGGACAACAAGGUCGCAGGCAUCAAGACCCGCGACGGCAAGACGCACGCCGCAAAGCUAACCAUCCUCGCCUGCGGCGGCUGGACCCCGUCCCUGCUGCCCUCCAUGGACGGCCUCUGCGAGACCACAGCCGGCUCCGUCGUGCUCCUCAAGAUCCCCCGCGAGUCGCCCCUCUUCGACCGCUUCGCGCCCGAGAACUUCCCCACCUUCACCUACAAGAUCCGCGACGGCGCCGAGGGCGGGCUGUACGGCUUCCCGCGCGACGAGAACGGCUGGCUCAAGAUCGGGUACCGCGGGACAAAGUACACCAACCCUGUUGUCCAGGGCGACGGCAAAGAGCGCAGCGUGCCUGUCACGCGGUGGUCAUCUGUCGCGGGUAGUGGCGACGAGCGGAUCAAGACGGUACCACAACAGGCUCUCAAGGUCAUCCGAGCCUUUCUGGCGGAAAACCUUCCGGAGCUGGGCGAGGCGGGUAUCGAUAUUUCGUUCUCGAGGAUCUGCUGGUACACGGAUAGCUACGACAACCACUUUGUCAUCGACCACGUGCCCGGCACGGACGAGUCACUGAUGGUGGCAACGGGCGGCAGCGGACACGCUUUCAAGUACCUUCCUAACAUUGGCAACUGGGUGGUGGACGCGGUCGAGGGGAAGGGACAGGACCAGAUUCCGCCCAAACUGUGGAAGUGGAGGCAAAUCAAGGCCGAUGAAAAGCCAUACAAUGUCUUGAUGGAGGGUAGCAAGGGCGAAAGGGCUCUGGGUAAUGUCCCGCUGGCCGCCGAGGUUGAGGUUGGCGGUGGUGUCAAGUCAAAGCUUUAA
This is a messenger RNA of Colletotrichum siamense, 1470 nucleotides long. RefSeq names its product L-pipecolate oxidase (gene fap1-6). The transcript is spliced from 2 exons. The record is from RefSeq and is a predicted model, not a curated record. Lineage: Eukaryota; Fungi; Ascomycota; Sordariomycetes; Glomerellales; Glomerellaceae. Gene Ontology annotation, molecular function: sarcosine oxidase activity; flavin adenine dinucleotide binding. The coding region runs from base 1 to 1470 and encodes 489 amino acids.